UGAUCUAGCUUUUCUGCGGCGGUCGGCAGUGGCGGGUAUAUAAGCCAUGUGCCGCCGGAGACCGGCAUCAGAGCAGCAGCCGAUCACCCCACUGAAACACCAUGAAAGCCAUCGUUCUCCUGUGCUUGGUGGCUCUCGCCGUGGCGGACAAGAGUGCCCGGAUUGUCAACUACCAGUCGGGCAUUGAGGAGGAUGGAUCGUACGCCACUGAGUUUGAGACGACGAACGGUAUCAAGGCCAAGGGAGACGGCAUCUCUUACCCCGGCAACGCACCCAACACCGGAAACUACGUGAUGACCGGCUCGUACUCUUAUACUUGGGAGGGCGUCACAUACACUGUGAACUGGACGGCCGACGAGAACGGCUUCCAUCCGGUCGGAGACCACCUGCCCGACUUCAGUCACACCCGGGAACACAUCGGCUUCGUCGAUGAUCAUCUGUAAUCACGGAGAGAUGUUCCGUGAUUCUGCUCUGACCAAAAAUCUAUGAUUGAUCUACAUUAGUGUUCCUUAUUUAUCCAUGCGUAAAUAAAAUAUACGUGAG
Amphibalanus amphitrite is the source of this 543-nucleotide messenger RNA. RefSeq names its product cuticle protein CP14.6-like. Gene Ontology annotation, cellular component: chitin-based extracellular matrix. The record is from RefSeq and is a predicted model, not a curated record. The coding region runs from base 102 to 443 and encodes 113 amino acids. The transcript has 3 exons. Lineage: Eukaryota; Metazoa; Arthropoda; Thecostraca; Balanomorpha; Balanidae. Gene Ontology annotation, molecular function: structural constituent of chitin-based larval cuticle.